Diabrotica balteata is the source of this 1382-nucleotide messenger RNA. The record is from the annotation of a GenBank genome assembly. Lineage: Eukaryota; Metazoa; Arthropoda; Insecta; Coleoptera; Chrysomelidae.
AUUCAGUACAGAUUUAGUUAAUAGAAGCGGCAGUUGUUGUGUGUGCUUGAUUAACUGUAUCUUAUUUUUUUUAUAAAAAUGACAAACUUACCGCAAGAUGCGUGUCAAUUGGUCGAAAAGUCAUUAAACCAAUCGUUGGAUAAUUUAGAUGUAACUAUACAUGCAGGUAAUAAAAAAGGUGAAGGAUAUAUCGGAGAAAUAAUAUUUGCCUCUUUCAAAAAUAGAAAAACAUUAAAAGAGGAUCACCUCGUCAUUAAAAAGGUGUUUUCAAGUGAUAAAGAAGAAACAAAAGCUUUUUUAUCGAAUUCAUAUCUCAAUGAAAUUAACUUUUAUAUAAACAUCUGGCCAUCUUUCAAAACAUUUCAAAAAUCGUUUAUUUCGACAAAGCUUUUAGACGUAGUACCUAAAUGUUAUGGAACAUCAUCUAUAAGUGGUAGUGAAAAAGUUAUUUUAGAAAACUUAAAGUUUAGCAAUUACGAUGUACAUCCGAAAAAAGUUCAUGUUAGUGAUUCAUUGUACGGAGAAAUUUUUAAAUUGUACGGACAAUUCCACGCAAUAUCGUUUGCAAUGAAACAUUAUCAGCCAAAGGAGUAUGAAAAAUUAGCGAAGCCUUUGCACAAUACCUGGCUGGGAUUCUUAAAUACGGACCUUUGUACCAGAGGCAUCAUUGAUACAUUUAAGGCUCUGGAACAAAUUCUACAGUUAAAAAACGAACACGAUUUAUUAACUAAAAUUCAGCCAUAUGUCAAAAAUGGAGUCAAAAUAUUUGAAAAUGGUAUAAAAUAUAAGGGAGCUUAUUCGGUUAUUAUUCAUGGAGAUUGCUGGAGUAAUAAUGUGAUGAUAAAGUAUAAUAACUUAAAGAAAAUAGAAGAUAUAAAGUUUAUAGAUUACCAAAUGUGUAUGCCAGGCAGUCCAGUAUAUGAUCUAUCCUACAGUUUUUAUUCCGGAGCAAGCAAAGAAUCAUUAAGAAACUGGGAAAAGUAUUUAAAAAUAUACCAUAACUCACUGGAGAAAUCGUUAAAAGGGUAUAACCUGAAAGUUGAUGAUAUAUUCCCAUACACAGAGUUAGUAAAGGAGUGGAAAAACAAUGUACAAUUUGGAUUCAUUAUGAGUUUAAUGAUAUGGGGUGCUAAAUAUAUUCAAGAGGAUGAGAUCCGCGAUUUGGAUAUAACCGAAGGUGAUCUAGAUUUACGAAACCUUAGUGAAGCUGAAGGCUAUCAACAGGCUGUAUUUAAUUUAGUUAAACAUUUUGAUGAAAAUGGAUUUUUGGUUUCUUCUUAGAAGCUUAUUUUAACACGUGUAGAAAAAUAAUUUAAUUUAAUUUACGUGAUAUUUUUAAACUGAAUGUAAAAUUGUAUAUAAAUUAAAAAUACGGAUAUCUA